UCACAUUCGCAGGCGGGAGCGGGAGCCGCGCUGGAGCUGCCGCCGGUGAUGGGCAGCGCCGGGGGCCGGGGGACCCGGUGCCCGGAGCAGGAGCCCGCUGCGCCCGGGCGCUGGUGACGCUGCCGCGCUCAAUCCUCACCUCUGCCCCGGCCACCGCCAGCUCCUCGCCUGCGUGGCCGUGGCCUCCAGCGCGGGUCCGGGUCUGCUGCGGGCCCUGGGGCAGCGCGGUGGUGCCGGGACCUGCAGCGGGUGAUGCAGGAGCCGCCGGCACAGGGGUGCUGUGGGCUGCCGAGGGCAUGGCCGGCUCCCUGAGCCCAGAGUGACUGCGCUCGCUCGAGGUCAGGACUGCUGCCCGGAGGAUGCCCUGUGUGUCUCCAGUUACCUCCCUCCCGCCUCACCGCAGAGUAUCUGGAGUUGCUCGCUCGCCCCUGCCGCGGGGGGACAGGGGCACAGGCCUCCAGAGGGUUAAGAGCAUCUGCCUUUACGCCAAGUGUUGGAGCAGGAAAUAAUCUGCAGAGAUACAUGUGCAGCAAUUCAACUGCUGCUGCUCUCCUGGCUGCCGCGCUGCAGGUCGGUGUGUGAGGGAUGCUGUGCUGCUCACAGAAGAUGCUGUCCUGGUGUGUCCGAGGCACUGGGCACAGCAGCAGAGCCCCGGUGAUCUGAGCUGGGGAAAUGUCUCCAUCCAAGAGGAAUUAUGUUGCCGUGCUGGGUCUGUCAGCUCACUGAGAAUGGUAGACCUGGAAACCAACUGGAGAUUGCAAAGUCUCCUUUUCCUCAAGGUCACUGGUCAGCGGUCAUCUUCCACCACGUCCAAGGGAACCAGAAGAGCUCUGCACUAGCUUCUAAGGUUUGCCUCACCAUGGAAGAUCAUAGGAUUUUCUGGCUCAGGUUUUAUGAAGUUCAGUGUCUGCCUUGGACCUGCAGUUUGGAAAAGGGAUCACCUCUGAGGCACUGCUGAGAGACACAAAACCCUGUCGCAGACAAUGAGCACUUUAAGUAGUCCUGGGAUAUUACUCAGCUUAACAACAGUGUCUGUUACCCUGGAUUUUAGCUUGCAUGGUGGGCUCAUGGCUUGGUCCUUAAGCAGCAAUUUGACUCUGAAUCAGAGUUUGCCUACAUCUGAUCCUCUUAAUGCCUCUGAGAAGAGCGAAGUCUCUCGGAUGUCUGUGAGGGAGAAGAACUGGCCAGCCCUCCUGAUCUUGGUUGUCAUCCUGCUCACCAUUGGGGGGAACAUACUGGUAAUUAUGGCUGUGUCCUUGGAGAAGAAGUUGCAGAAUGCCACAAACUUCUUUCUGAUGUCCUUGGCAGUGGCGGACAUGCUGGUGGGUAUCCUGGUCAUGCCCGUGUCGCUCAUUACAGUCCUGUAUGAUUAUGCUUGGCCUUUGCCUAAACAGUUGUGCCCUAUAUGGAUUUCCCUAGAUGUGCUCUUUUCAACUGCAUCUAUUAUGCAUCUCUGUGCCAUCUCUCUUGAUCGGUAUGUAGCAAUACGCAAUCCCAUUGAGCACAGCCGCUUCAAUUCCCGCACCAAGGCUAUUAUGAAAAUUGCUGCAGUUUGGACCAUAUCCAUAGGGAUAUCUAUGCCCAUUCCAGUCAUUGGUUUGCAGGAUGACUCCAGGGUGUUCGUAAAUGGGACCUGUGUCCUCAAUGACGAGAACUUUGUCCUCAUUGGAUCCUUCAUGGCGUUCUUCAUCCCUCUCAUCAUCAUGGUGAUCACGUACUGCCUGACUGUCCAGGUGCUGCAGAGACAGGCAACGGUGUUCAUGUGCGGAGAGGUGCCCAAGCAGAGGAGGAGCAGCGUAAACUGCCUCAAGAAGGAAAACAACGCAGAGAACAUUUCGAUGCUUCACAAUCACGAGGGGGCAUCUCACUUGAACUCUCCUGUAAGUAAGGAGGCAGUGCUCUUUCGGAAAGGAACUAUGCAGUCCAUCAACAAUGAGCGAAGAGCCUCCAAGGUCCUGGGCAUCGUCUUCUUUUUGUUCCUUAUCAUGUGGUGCCCGUUUUUCAUCACUAACGUCAUGUCUGUCCUUUGCAAGGAAGCCUGCGACAGAGACCUGCUGAGUGAACUCCUUGAUGUGUUUGUUUGGGUGGGGUAUGUGUGCUCUGGGGUCAAUCCCCUCGUAUACACACUCUUCAACAAGACGUACCGCAGGGCUUUUUCCAAUUACAUCCGCUGCCUCUACAAGACCAGUAAAAAGUCAGCCCUGCGGCAGAAUCAGUGUCUGAAUGUGGCUUCAACAGCUUUAUAUGGCAAAGACCUGACUUUAACUAGUUAUCGAAAUGGCAACGAACUCAAUAGCAUGGUACUAGAUGAUGCUGAGGAGGGCCUGGAAAUGCAACCAGGGACUUCAGAGCUGUCCAUAAACAGCUGUAAUGUUAUAAGUGAAAGAGUGAGCUGUGUGUAAAGGUGCUCACACAGCCUUUUGCUGCGGGUUAUCCGUAGCCAAAGUAUAUUGUAUAAAAAUGUAAGUGUUGGUCCAAGGGCCAUGUAAAUAUUGCAUUCUGAACAAAGCUUUUUUUUUUUAAAGAAAAAGGAGUUGUCUUUCCAGUCCAGUACUUAAGAUCAUAUAUAUUAGUAUAAAUGCAGUGAAGUUUAAGGUUCUAUAUUUACUGUUAAUACUAGAUCAGAACUCUUAGUUACUUUGCAUAUGUCAUGGACAAAAUGUUUGAAUUCUUCUUCCAGUGCAUGAACAAAAAUGCUGAAUAUUUAUCUCAGGUGGCAUUUGCUGGAGUCCAGAAUGGCACGUUAAUAGUUAUAUAUCAAAUACAUGCUAUUAGACUUGGUCAGUAGAACUUUCUUUUUCAAGUUGACAGUAAAUAUAUACUUUAAAUCCUCA
This is a messenger RNA of Pezoporus occidentalis (night parrot), 2834 nucleotides long. RefSeq names its product 5-hydroxytryptamine receptor 2C (gene HTR2C). The transcript is spliced from 4 exons. NCBI's taxonomy places the organism in Eukaryota, Metazoa, Chordata, Aves, Psittaciformes, Psittacidae. Gene Ontology annotation, biological process: chemical synaptic transmission; G protein-coupled receptor signaling pathway, coupled to cyclic nucleotide second messenger; phospholipase C-activating G protein-coupled receptor signaling pathway. Gene Ontology annotation, molecular function: G protein-coupled serotonin receptor activity; neurotransmitter receptor activity. The coding region runs from base 984 to 2402 and encodes 472 amino acids. Gene Ontology annotation, cellular component: plasma membrane; dendrite. The record is from RefSeq and is a predicted model, not a curated record.